Messenger RNA from Gossypium raimondii (Peruvian cotton), 2615 nucleotides. Its product is annotated as U-box domain-containing protein 13. Gene Ontology annotation, biological process: cell surface receptor signaling pathway; protein ubiquitination. Gene Ontology annotation, molecular function: ubiquitin-protein transferase activity; protein binding. Bases 593 to 2317 code for a protein of 574 amino acids. Lineage: Eukaryota; Viridiplantae; Streptophyta; Magnoliopsida; Malvales; Malvaceae. The record is from RefSeq and is a predicted model, not a curated record. The transcript is spliced from 5 exons. Gene Ontology annotation, cellular component: nucleus; cytoplasm.
GUUGACGCCAAUGUUCGAGGAGAUUAGAGAAAGCAAAGAGCAAAUCCCCGAAGAAACUGUUAAAGCUUUGGUCUCGCUGAAAGAAGCUUUGGUUUCGGCUAAGGAGUUACUCAGGUUCGGCAGUGAAGGCAGCAAGAUUUACCUGACAUAUUACUGCCUGCUCUGUUUCCGGAGGUUCUUUGAGGUUGUGAAAUUGAGAGUGAAUGGAGGAAAAAGAGGAGAGAUGGAAAGGGAAAGGAGCCGAGAGGUGGUGCUUGGUACUAGUAGCAUACCCAAUAUAUGGAUCCUAAGUUUCUUGCCUUGGUGAUAACUUUUUGAACAUUUUGGCAGAAGCGAUGAUACUUAAUUGGGUGGUCAUAGUUACUGUUUUCGCUUUGGAUUUCAAGCUGGAAUUGUAUUACAACACUGUUUUUUAGGUUCUGGUUGAGAUUGACAGUGAUGCUCUUGCCUACUAAGAAAAUUACGGUCUCAGAAAAUCAAUCCUUGAAAAUGGCCAAUGAUUGUAUUAUUCUUAUAUUUGGUCACUGUAUAAUUUGAGAUGGAAGCCAUGAGUUCAUAGCCUCCAUAGAAGGUUCUAGAGAGGGAUCAGAUUAUGCAUAAAUUUCAUGAAGUGACAGCUCGGGUGGAGCAAGCUUUGAGUGGAAUUUCGUAUGAGAAUCUUGACAUAUCAGAUGAAGUUAAGGAACAGGUGGAGCUUGUUCUAGCUCAGUUCAGGAGAGCUAAAGGAAGGGUUGAUGUUCCGGAUGUUGAACUGUACGAGGAUCUAUUAUCACUCUACAAUAAAAGCAACGAUGCUGCAGCAGAUCCAGAUGUUCUAAGGAGAUUAGCCGAGAAGUUACAAUUGGUUGGGAUAGCUGAACUUACGCAAGAAUCACUAGCUCUACAUGAGAUGGUUUCUGCCAGUUGUGGAGAUCCUGGGGAAACAUUUGAAAAGAUGUCAAACUUACUAAAGAUAAUCAAGGAUUUUGUACAGACAGAAAAUCCUAAUUUGGAUGCUUCUGCAAGGGAAAAGAAUCUUCCUAGUAGUAGUGGGCAAGCAACCACUGAUGGAAAUCAUAAGACUCCAGUUAUACCAGAUGAUUUCCGCUGUCCAAUAUCCCUGGAGUUGAUGAAGGACCCUGUCAUUGUUUCCACAGGGCAGACUUAUGAACGUUCUUGCAUUGAGAAAUGGCUGGAGCAAGGUCAUGGAACAUGUCCAAAGACACAACAGACCCUCAGUAGCCCUGCUCUUACGCCCAAUUAUGUAUUGCGUAGUCUAAUAGCUCAAUGGUGUGAGGCAAAUGGCAUUGAGCCGCCUAAAAGACCCGGUAGUUCUCGACCCAAUAAAACCACAUCUGCCUGCUCACCCGCUGAACGUACCAAGAUUGAAAUUCUCCUCCGUAAGCUUGCAUCCAGCAGUCCUGAAGAUCAAAGAAUGGCUGCAGGUGAAAUCCGUCUUCUUGCCAAACGAAAUGCAGAUAAUCGUGUGGCCAUUGCUGAAGCUGGGGCCAUACCUCUCCUUGUGACCCUCCUUUCGACACCUGAUUCACGGACCCAAGAACAUGCUGUAACAGCACUUCUUAACCUUUCCAUUUGUGAAGAGAACAAAGGAAGUAUCAUAUCUUUUGGAGCAGUUCCCGGUAUAGUCCAGGUGCUUAAGAAGGGAAGCAUGGAAGCUAGAGAGAAUGCAGCAGCUGCCCUCUUCAGCCUCUCAGUAGUGGAUGAAAAUAAGGUGACAAUUGGUGCCUCAGGAGCAAUUCCUCCCCUAGUGACAUUGCUAAGUGAAGGCACACAAAGGGGGAAAAAAGAUGCAGCAACAGCACUCUUUAAUUUGUGCAUUUACCAAGGGAACAAGGGAAAAGCAGUGAGAGCCGGAGUUGUCCCAACAUUAAUGCGUUUGUUGACAGAACCUGGAGGAGGAAUGGUGGAUGAGGCUUUAGCCAUACUUGCAAUACUCUCAAGCCACCCGGAAGGUAAGUCUGCCAUAGGAGCAGCAGAGGCAGUGCCAGUUUUGGUAGAUGUUAUUGGUAAUGGAUCUCCUAGGAAUAGGGAGAAUGCAGCUGCGGUUUUGGUGCACCUCUGUGCCGGAGACCAACAGCAUUUAGCAGAGGCCCAGGAACUAGGAGUGAUGGGUCCUUUGAUGGACUUGGCUCAAAAUGGUACAGAUAGGGGGAAGCGGAAGGCUGCUCAAUUGCUUGAGCGCAUGAGCAGGUUUGUUGAGCAGCAAAAGCUUGCACAGGCGCAAGCUGGGGCCCAAGCUCAACAGUCCCAGUCUCAGUCUCAAUCUGAGAUUCAACAACCACACCCACCCUCUGUGGCAUACACUGUUGAUAGAUGAGGUUCAAAUUGCCUUAAUUUUUGUUCCUUUUAUCACCUUGUUUGUUUUUCAGUAUUGAAGGAGGCGGCUUUGCUUCAGAGAUGAAUGAUCACCUAUCAAACCUGUAAGUUAUUCAUUUGUUUGUGUGGAAGAAUACAUUAUUCAUAGAACCUUCAAAGUUCCCAAAAGAUAAAGGGAAGUGAAAGGAAAGAAAAGAAAAGGGCUGAUUUGUACUUGACAUGAACUUGAAUUUGUACCAUUAUAGCAUGUGUUACGACGGUAAUCAUCCUCAGUUUUUAUACGAGAGAUGUUUUCCAAA